Messenger RNA from Coregonus clupeaformis (lake whitefish), 1841 nucleotides. Its product is annotated as paired box protein Pax-1-like. Gene Ontology annotation, biological process: anatomical structure development; regulation of transcription by RNA polymerase II. Gene Ontology annotation, molecular function: DNA-binding transcription factor activity, RNA polymerase II-specific; RNA polymerase II cis-regulatory region sequence-specific DNA binding. Bases 226 to 1290 code for a protein of 354 amino acids. The transcript has 5 exons. The record is from RefSeq and is a predicted model, not a curated record. Lineage: Eukaryota; Metazoa; Chordata; Actinopteri; Salmoniformes; Salmonidae.
AAUCUUGAGCCUUCGGGAUGGACAGAUUUCCUCCUAUGGGACAAAAAUCACUUCAGUCCCUUUGCCCAAACUCGCCGUCUUCGAUCAUCUUACCAGAAAUGAAAGAGCAGAGCUAAAGGAAAAACUCACAGCAAAACCAUUUUCCUCAUCUCAUGUUCAGAGGGGAGAAACUGCACUUUUCGGCCAUUCUUAACUGGUAAAGGACAACAUCUCACACCAAAGGCAAUGGAUCAAACAUAUGGAGAAGUAAACCAGCUUGGCGGGGUAUUUGUCAACGGACGACCACUUCCAAAUUCGAUUCGGAUUAGAAUCGUGGAAUUAGCUCAACUUGGAAUACGACCGUGUGACAUCAGUAGACAGCUUCGAGUCUCUCAUGGCUGUGUGAGCAAGAUACUAGCGAGAUACAACGAGACGGGUUCGAUACUGCCAGGUGCCAUAGGAGGAAGUAAACCCCGGGUUACAACACCCAACGUGGUGAAAAGCAUAAGGGAUUACAAACAAGGAGACCCUGGAAUAUUUGCUUGGGAGAUCAGGGACAGGCUUCUUGCAGAUGCAGUGUGUGAUAAGUAUAACGUUCCCUCCGUUAGCUCCAUAAGCCGCAUUUUACGCAACAAAAUAGGAAAUCUUUCCCAGCCUGGCCAGUAUGAGAACAGCAAGCCAACCCCUCCUCAGCUCUCCUACAACCACAUGUACCCGUACUCAUACCCCAGCGCAAUGUCACCCACUGGGACUAAAAUUGGCAGCGGUCCCGGUAUACCCGUCACGCCGGGCCAUGUCAGCCUCUCCCGCCAUGGCUGGCCUUCCGUGCACACAGUCAGCAACAUUUUGGGCAUCCGUGCCUUCAUGGACCCUGCAGCCAUUGCUGGAGCUGAGGGGUACCCAUCAAAAAUGGAGGAGUGGGCGAGCGUAAACAGAGCGACGUUUUCCUCUGCCCAUGGUGUCAACGGAAUAGAGAAAUCCUCCCUAGAGGCAGACAUCAAGUUUCCUCAGUCUUCUUCAAACCUAUCUAGUUAUGUCCCUGCUUGUGCCUACUCUCCCCCAAACCAAUACGGGGUGUAUGGUGGACCAGCAGGUAACUAUAUGACAACUGGACACCACUGGCAGUCUCAGAGCACGAGCCUGGCCCACCCCAACAGCGAAGCAACGAUGCAAGGUGGAGACCUCCACAUGGCAAUGUCCUUCAAACACUCAGCACGAGAAGGAGACAGAAAACCUCCCAGUCCCUUGAGCAAGCCCCAGCACGAGGCGUUGAGCGUACACGGACUAUCUCUCCGGACCUCAGCUUCAUAGCCCAACGAAACCAACGGACUGUCAAGAUCACAGGCAAUGUAGCCUAAAGAAAAUGCGUACAAUUAAAGGAUUUCAAUAAUCCACUAGUAAGUGACGAACCUAAAUUUUCAACAUCAUUCGGUGUAAUUGCAUUGCAUGCCAAUAGGCAAAAAAUGUAAAAUAAUCGAAUGUCGACAUGAAUGUUGGUACAGUCUUGUUCACCUGCACCAAUGCAGCGGUGUUGAUUAGGACUUCAUUAUUAUAUCUUUAAUAUUCCACUCAUUCAAAACUCAUCCCAAUCGAAAUUGUGUAAAACUAAUUAUGUAGCCAGCCUAAUUGUCUUGAGGUCACAUUGUUUCUCAUGACAGAUGAUAGAUAGUCCUGCAUGCUCUCUGGGUUCAAACAAACGUGAACAAUCUCUAUUUGUUAGGCCUAUGUCCUGAAAGGGAAAGUUCAAAAUGUUAGCAAUAUCAUGUAGGCCUAUUUGUAAUUUUGUAAAUUAAAUCCGCAAAAGCUGUAUUAUAUAUUUUUAUAGCCUAACUGUGCUUAAUAAAGGCAUGCUAAACGGGAAA